Gracilinanus agilis (Agile Gracile Mouse Opossum) is the source of this 3208-nucleotide messenger RNA. Its product is annotated as S-adenosyl-L-methionine-dependent tRNA 4-demethylwyosine synthase TYW1-like. Gene Ontology annotation, molecular function: 4 iron, 4 sulfur cluster binding; FMN binding; catalytic activity. The record is from RefSeq and is a predicted model, not a curated record. NCBI's taxonomy places the organism in Eukaryota, Metazoa, Chordata, Mammalia, Didelphimorphia, Didelphidae. Gene Ontology annotation, biological process: wybutosine biosynthetic process. The transcript has 16 exons. The coding region runs from base 55 to 2265 and encodes 736 amino acids.
CGGGCUCCCGCCUCCCGCUUGGCCCCGACCCUGCUCUAGCCGCCCGCCGAGGAUAUGGAUGCUUCCUUGGAUGUGUGGGACCAUUUCUUCACACCUUUGAUGUCAUUGUGGGUUAACAGGUUUUAUGUGUACUUGGGUCUUGCCUUUGGCAUUAGUCUGUGCAUCUGUGUCCAAGUGGCCAUCAAAAAACUCGGCGACCGAUCAUCAAAGGAAUCCUCCCUCCAGAAGGCUCCCCCAACUCCAGUGGCAAAUGGUCCCAUCUCAAAUCAGAAGAAAGAAGAAGUCUUUGUUUCUGGAGUGAAGAUCUUCUAUGGUACCCAGACAGGCACCGCCAAGGGAUUGGCAACACGUCUCGCCAAAGCAGUAACGGCUCUGGGUUUCCCUGCGGUGGUCAUUAAUUUGAAAGAAUAUGACCCUGACGAUCGCCUGGGGGAAGAGGUAACCAGUAAAAAUCUCUGCGUCUUCCUGGUUGCUACCUACACCGAUGGCCAGCCGCCAGAGAGUGCAGAGUGGUUCUGCAGAUGGCUGGAGGAAGCAUCGAAUGACUUCAGAUUUGGCAAGACCUAUCUGAAGGGCAUGAGAUACGCAGUGUUUGGAUUGGGAAACUCAGUGUAUGACGGCAACUUUAACAAGGUUGGCAAAAACAUUGAUAGAUGGUUGUGGAUGCUCAGUGCCAGGCGGGUCAUGACCUGCGGAGAGGGAGACAGCAACGUGGUGAGGAGCCGGCACGGGAGUCUGGAAGCUGAUUUUGCCGCUUGGCAGGCCCACUUCCUUUCCCGGCUGCAGGACCUGAGCCGCGGUGACUGUAGUGAGAAGAAGGCAGCCUGCCGCCACCGCCAGGGCCGCUGUAAGAAAGGCGAAUGCAAAAGCAAGAAGAAGGAGGGCAAGAAUGCAGGGCCAGAGGGGUCAAGGCACGAAGCCCCAGAGGAGGAAGAACAGUUUGAAACCACGAGUGAGGAGGAGUCGGGCGCCGAAGAGGGCCGGAGCAGCAGCUCAGUGGUGGACGUGGAGGAUUUGGGAAAGAUGAUGGACAGCAUGAAGAAGGCGAAGAAAGAAAGAGAGCAGCAGGACAUGGAGCAGGAUAUGUCUCGGAGUCCUGGGAAGACUGAAGCCCGUGAAAAGCGAGAGAUGAUUACUCCAGCUCUGCGAGAAGCUCUUUCCAAACAAGGUUACCAGUUGAUUGGAAGCCACUCUGGAGUGAAGCUGUGCCGCUGGACAAAGUCCAUGUUGCGAGGCAGAGGAGGCUGCUACAAACACACUUUCUAUGGCAUUGAAAGCCAUCGCUGCAUGGAGACCACCCCGAGCCUGGCAUGUGCAAACAAGUGUGUCUUCUGCUGGAGGCACCACACCAAUCCAGUAGGUACCGAAUGGCGAUGGAAGAUGGACCAGCCUGACAUGAUCUUACAGCAGGCCAUCGAAAACCACCAGAACAUGAUCAAACAAUUUAAAGGAGUUCCUGGUGUGAAAGCCGAACGCUUAGAGGAAGGUCUGCAGGUGAAACAUUGUGCCCUGUCGCUUGUAGGAGAGCCCAUCAUGUACCCAGAAAUCAACAGCUUCUUGAAACUGCUACACCAGCACAGAAUUUCCAGCUUCCUGGUCACCAAUGCUCAGUUUCCGACAGAGAUCAGGAACCUGGAGCCAGUUACCCAGCUGUAUGUCAGUGUGGAUGCUAGCACCAAAGAUAGUCUGAAGAAAAUCGACCGACCGCUCUUCAAGGAUUUCUGGCAGAGAUUCCUUGACAGUUUAAAAGCUUUGUCUGAAAAGCAACAACGCACAGUGUAUCGCCUGACCCUGGUGAAGGCUUGGAAUGUGGAGGAACUCCGAGCCUACGCGGAGCUGGUGUCCCUGGGCGAGCCGGACUUCAUUGAGGUGAAGGGUGUGACCUACUGCGGAGAAAGCUCAGCCAGCAACCUCACCAUGGCCAACGUGCCUUGGCACGAGGAAGUGAUACACUUUGUGGAAGAGCUCGUGGGUCUGCUCCCCAAAUAUGAAGUUGCCUGUGAGCACGAACACUCCAAUUGUCUCCUGAUUGCUCACACCAAGUUCAAGAUUGAUGGAGAGUGGUGGACCUGGAUUGAUUAUGACCGAUUCCAGGAGCUCAUCCAAGAGUAUGAAAACAGUCAUGGCUUGAAGACCUUCAGCGCCAAGGAUUAUGUGGCCAAGACUCCCCACUGGGCCGUCUUUGGGGCCAGUGAGCGAGGUUUUGAUCCCAAGGACACAAGAUUCCAGAGAAAGAACAAAUCUAAGGACAUCUCUGGCUGUUGAGACUCAGGCUUAGUUGGGAGGUGUUAUGUUAGCUGGGACCAUCCUGGCCCCAGAACUGACUAGUCCUAACUAAGUGUGUGCUCACAAGGACAGAGAACGCAAGUGAAUUUUCGUGCAGAGAAUGUUCAACAAGCAAAAUUCUGGGGAGAAACAGUGCAUUCAAGAAGGAAAGGCAGAAUCCCAACUCUUGGAGAGCGUGGAACUCAGCCCCGACUUUCAUUGUAGAACUCAAGGUUUUGCCCCUCUUGGGGAAAUUUCAGCAGAUCUGAACUAUUGUCGGCAGACCUUGACUUGAAGGGCAGCGAGUGCGAUCGUCAUCUGGUGCCCACCUUGUAUUAAGGGAUGAGCUACUGCCUGGGCUAAGUCUCCUGCCUGGUCAUCCCGAGCCCUCUUUGUAACAAUCAAUAUCUGCCCUCCUCGAGUUCCGAUCGCUGGACUUUUAGAAGAGUAUUUCCUAAGAACUAUCCGAUUUGCCACGAAUGGAAGCUACCUGGUUAGCUCUUGUCAUUUCUUCUGCCUCUGGGCCAGCCCCUGUGACAGCGAAUUGGUCUUCUGGUGAGAUCCCCUUGUCAGUGGACGUCCUUCUUUUCCCACGGCACUGCCUAAAGAGCUCAUCCACAACGGGAUGAGAAAGAAAGCCUUUCUGCACAGGGCUCAUUGCAGUGUGCUUGCAUUCGAGUAUUUCUGCCAGCCAGAUUCCCAAACCAAGAGAACAAUUUACUUCCAGGCAUCUUAGAGACCCGUAUCAAGUGGGCCCCUGCCAUCCCUUCGUUCUCCAAGUUGCCGGUGCUCGGAUGAAUCUCGAGGUCCAUUUCUUCCCCAGCGCAGAGCUCACACAGUAUCCAGUGCUUGCCUUUCUUUUGAAGGUCAUCGUGGUUAUUUUAAAAAUGCCUUCAACCCAGGAACUGAGCUUAAUAAAAUAUUCUUUCUGGAAUGCUUGGAA